AUGCAGAACAACUUGAUCGCCUGUGUGAUUGUCGUCUUCCUCUGCAUAAUCUCCUCCAGCAUUGUAGGCGCCAUCAGCGCCCUCUCCCGCAUGGUACCCGCAGCCAUGGUCAACCCCUACCUCUACCUUACCGACUGCAAAGUUUGUGCAACUCUCCUCACGGUUAAGUUAUGUGUGACUAUGUAA
Echinococcus granulosus is the source of this 186-nucleotide messenger RNA. RefSeq lists its product as hypothetical. NCBI's taxonomy places the organism in Eukaryota, Metazoa, Platyhelminthes, Cestoda, Cyclophyllidea, Taeniidae. The record is from RefSeq and is a predicted model, not a curated record. The coding region runs from base 1 to 186 and encodes 61 amino acids. The transcript has 2 exons.